Molecule: messenger RNA, 1869 nt
Organism: Mesorhabditis spiculigera
Lineage: Eukaryota; Metazoa; Nematoda; Chromadorea; Rhabditida; Rhabditidae
Source: the annotation of a GenBank genome assembly
AUGUCUAGGCACUAUUAUUCAUCGCUAAGCCCGGUUGUAGAGAAAAGGAGAAGGUGCUUGCUGAUCUCGAUCGGCAGUAUCUUGACAAUGGUGACGGUGAUAGGAGUGCUGCUGCUUGUCAUUGGCGGCGGCCAUAGUAUGGCCACGCACCGCCAAUUCAGCUGGCCCCAACCGUCAGCCAGUAUACUUGGGGAAUUUUCCAAGGCUGCGAUAACGACGGAUCACAAGUUUUGCGCCGAUAUUGGAAAAGACAUCAUGGAUCGAGGCGGAAAUGCUGCCGAUGCUUCGAUCGCCGCUAAAUUUUGCCUGGGCGUGAUGAACCCACAAUCUUCCGGACUGGGCGGAGGCUUUUUGAUGACGCUUUACAACAAGAGCGAGGGUCGUUGUAUUGCCAUCGAUGCUCGAGAGACGGCCCCUGGAGCUGCACACCAAGAUAUGUUUGUCAACAACCUAAAUGGAAGCAAAUACGGCUUUAACGCUGUGGCAACUCCCGGUGAGCUGGCAGGUUAUUGGCACGUCUACAAGCAUUAUGGAAGCGGGAAGGUCGCUUGGAAGGAGUUGAUCGAGCCAUCCAUCAAGAUCUGUCGUGAUGGUGUUCCCGUCUCGGAAUACCUGGAUACUGUCAUGCAGGUCAAGGCCUAUCACUUCCGCACCUUCCCCUCCAUGAAGGCUUGGAUCAACCCAGCCACGAAUGCUACGUACAAGGCUGGCGAACUGUUACCCCGCCCCAAACUGGCUGCUACUCUACAGAAAUUGGCCGAUGCUGGCAAGGGAAAUCUACUUUUCACAAUUAUUGUUUUAGAAGACCCUGUAAAACUCUUCUAUCACGGAGAAAUGGCCGAGACGAUUGCAAAGGAAUUCAAUGACAACGGCGGCAUGAUGAACAAAGAUGAUUUGGCCAACUACAAAGUUCGUGUUUACGAGACGCCGCUCAUCAACGAUCAUUUCAGAGGCGAUCUGGUAAUGUGCGGAGGCCCACCACCCUCCUCUUUUGCCGUCACUCAAGUCAUCAUUUCCGCACUGUCAAAACUCUAUCCCCUAAAAAACUCGCCAACCGAGCUCUAUUUUGAGCCGUCGUUCUACCAUAAGUUCAUCGAAGCCAUGAAGUUUGCCUAUGCUCAGAGGACCCUCUUCGGAGAUCACGAUUUUGUGCCCGGUGCCCUUGCACACGCUGAAAAUCUGACGACAAUCGAUUUUACGCGAUGGGUCGUUGACAACAUCCGGGACACGGCUCAGCCAACCGAAAAAUACGGAGGAAUCAACCAGACCCAUCCAGCUGAUCACGGAACGUCGCAUGUCUCUGUUGUCGAUGCCGAUGGAAAUGGUGUCACUUCGACUACAACAAUCAACCGAUGGUUCGGCGCCGCCGUUGAGUCCGAGGCCUAUGGAAUCGUGUGGAACGAUGAGAUGGAUGAUUUCUCAACCCCUGGAGCAGCCAAUGGAUUCGGAUUCGCGCCUUCGGAAACCAAUUUUAUCAAGCCUGGCAAGCGCCCGAUGAGCAGCAUGAGCCCGUUGAUAAUCUACGACAACAAGACGAAGGAUUUGCGAAUGGUUGCUGGGGCUUCUGGCGGCUCAAAAAUCAUUUCCGCGCUCGCCAAAUCGGUUGCACGACCACUGCUUUUUGGUGAAACCGUCAAGGAGGCAGUCGACGCGCCAAUGCUGCACAACCAAUUCACACCGGAUAUCACGCAGCUCGACAACAUGUUCCCGCCGGAGCUGAAAACUAUCUUGGAAAAGAAGUACGGCCAAAAGUUCCGGAACACCACUGGAUUUGAGGGCAUCGUUCAGAUCAUCGACCUGCCAGUCCGCGGGAAAAUCCAGGCAGUCGGCGACUGGAGAAGGAAAACACCUCAACAACCCGCCGGGUUU